Messenger RNA from Mesorhabditis spiculigera, 2022 nucleotides. Lineage: Eukaryota; Metazoa; Nematoda; Chromadorea; Rhabditida; Rhabditidae. The record is from the annotation of a GenBank genome assembly.
AUGCCGCUCUUCGUGACAACGUUCCCAAAAAUUCUCCUGGACAUUCAUCUCCUGAUUAUCGUUUCCGAUUUUGAGUUCUCGGACGCUUUAAUAACCAUCUGUGAUCUCAAAAAAAUCGCACCCCCCAAUGCUCAAGGAGCCAAUUUAUCUGAUGCCGGUUUUGUGCUCCUGACAAUAAAGGAUCAACUUUUGGCAAACGAUUCAAGAGCUGCCUACUUCCUGCAAGAAUUCGUCAGUCGACCAAUAAACGGAGUCGAUUUGUUGCUCAAAAUCGUGGUCGUGUUACAAGGGAUUGUCAAUUCCUCUGUCCGAGAGCAGCAGCCUUCAAAACUAUCGACAUUAUUAGCGAGGAACAAUACAAAUAACACAAAUCGAAAACGGAAAGCUGCCGUAGCAGAGGCAGAUUGUAUAGAAUGUAUCAAAAUAUUGUUAGAGAAGAAUCCGGCUGCCUGGAGGACAAUCCUCGAACAGCCGUCCGGCCUGGAAGUUAUUUUAUAUUCCGUUAAUAGCCCACAGCUUGACUCGAAAUGUUAUGCAUUAGAGAUCGUGCUCCUCCUCCUCGAUCAGCCCCAGGGCUUCAUCGUGCUUUUCCGGGCGCUCUCUGUAAUUUCGGCGCGCACGAGGGACUACAUCAGGCUACAGAUUUUCGUCAGCCAGCUGAAACAUGGAUUACAUACGCAGAAGCUGCAUAUUCAGAUCCUAGUCUGCCGCCUCUUCAACAAGCUCCUCUCCCGGUCCCCAACCCCGAAUCACCGGAUGUUGGCACAAAUUGAGGCAACUCUGGCCCAGUUCUCGGCUGAAUACGUUGAAAAGCUCGUGUUGGAAGUGACAAGCCCACUUGGCGGGAUGGAUACCUUGAUGGAGGAGUUGGCACUGUGGAGAUCGCAGCUCAUCCCGAUUUCUCUCACACCAACUCGAUUCGCACACCAGGAUACCUUGACGAGCGCGAAUUCGACAAGUAUUUAUGGCUACAACUACUCCGAAACAGAGUCCGAUACCUCCAGAUCAGACCGAGGGAAGAGGAGAAGUGUCUUCCAAGCUAAUAAAUUCCCGAGCCAAGCAGCCGUCGCCAAAAACGUAGAAAGAGCCAGACAAAAGCGACAAGGCCCCGGAUCAGGAGGUCGAGCUGCCAACGGUCCGACCGUUGACCACCAACGCUUCUACCCCAAUCGAUCAGCCCUGACGCUAAAUAAUCGGGAUUGGGAAAGUAGGGACGAUGAAUAUGGAGAUUACCACACGACCACUCGACCGGAACGAGUGAUUUCACCGGGAUGGAAGCCGGAGGGUGGGAUGAGGAGGGCUAAGAGUGAGAGUGCGAUGUUGAUCGAUACGGAGUUGGCGGAGAACAACAACACUCUCCGUGGCCUCAAACGAGUGGAUCCACUCGCUUCUGAAUACCACCCAAUCGAGAACGUGAAGCCCUUGUCCCGGUCGACGCAUGAUUUGAGCAGGAUAGCCAGGGACGAGCGAAUUAUUGAUAUCCAGAGGCCGGGAUCGGCAGCCGCGCAUACAAGGAGCUUACAGAGGCCCUUCUCCCCGCAACGAGCCCGUUUCGCGGACCCACCCACUAUAGACACCACGCAUGAGACGACACAACCACAUGCCGGAUUUUCGUACUUAUUCCCGUCGCAGCCAGUGGUGUCCCAGGUCCCGAAGCGAGGCACGACACCGGAGCCAUAUUCAAAUCAAAUGAGUCCGAUAAACGGAACGUUACGCCCACCUUCCUCGGCCUAUUCUGGGACUACGAUGAGUCCGAAACCGUCCGAGACUCCAAAGUACAUCACCGAGAUGAGGGACGGCCAAGUGGUCUACAUCCCGAUAACACUGGAGAAUGAGCGGAGACCGUUGAGCAGAUUCAGCCGAGAGCCCGACUACGACACUUCCACCGGUGGCUCCCGUUCCCGUAUGCGCAGCCCAUCGCUUGGCGGUGAAGACGUCCGAGAUGCUCUGUCCCAAUUUGACUACCUAAAUGACUAUGAUGCGGCGAGCCUCCGAGGUAAAACAACGGCCACCUACCAUUUC